Nicotiana attenuata is the source of this 1611-nucleotide messenger RNA. RefSeq names its product protein VACUOLELESS1-like. Gene Ontology annotation, molecular function: actin binding. Gene Ontology annotation, biological process: vacuole fusion, non-autophagic; endosomal transport; intracellular protein transport. The transcript is spliced from 5 exons. Gene Ontology annotation, cellular component: lysosomal membrane; endosome; HOPS complex. The record is from RefSeq and is a predicted model, not a curated record. Lineage: Eukaryota; Viridiplantae; Streptophyta; Magnoliopsida; Solanales; Solanaceae. The coding region runs from base 238 to 1596 and encodes 452 amino acids.
AUUCCGUCCAGAGGUUAAAAAUACCGAAAAUACACGCCUUUCCUUUUUCUCUCUCUUGACAUCAGGCUAUUUCUUGUAAACCCAAAACAAAUUUAUCUCUUCAAGGAUCAAGGAGCCGCCGAAUCUUUUUCUAGAUUAUUUGCUUAGAAAUAUACAACUUAUCUUCAUGGGUGGCUCAAGGGUGAGGCUAGUAAUCUUCAAAAAGAAAGGAGUUAAACUUUAGCUUGCAAUCUCCCAAUGGCGGCAGUCACAGUGGCCGCAGAAUGGCAGCUCCUCCACAAUCGCUACUACCGGAAACCAGAACUUUACCAGAUGCAAUGGAAGAACGUGGACCUCACGCGCAACAAAGUCGCUUGCGCUCCUUUCGGCGGUCCAAUUGCUGUCAUCCGUGACGACGCUAAGAUCGUCCAACUCUACGCCGAAUCCGCCCUUCGGAAGCUCCGUAUCUUCAAUUCUGCCGGCGUUCAGAUCUCCGAAACUGUCUGGAAGAAUCCCGGCGGCCGACUCAUCGGCAUGUCAUGGACCGACGAUCAAACCCUAGUUUGCAUCACUCAGGACGGCACCGUUUACCGAUAUAACAUCCACGCCGGGCCUAUUGAACCGAAUUCUCAGCUCACACUAGGCGCUGAUUGUUUUACUCAUAGCGUAGUUGAAUGCAUCUUCUGGGGAAACGGUGUUGUCUGUAUCAAUGAGGCGUGUCAGGUUUACUGCAUACCCGAUUUCAACAACCCGAAACCAAUCAAAUUGGCGGAUACUGGUUUGGAGGAUUUUCCAUUAUGUACGGCUGUGAUCGAGCCGCAGUAUACUAUGUCUGGGAAUGUGGAGGUACUGAUGAGUGUGGCUGAUCAUGUGUUGUUGGUGGAAGAGGAUGGUGUUCAACAAGUUGGGCUUGGAAUUGGGCCUCUACAGAAAAUGGUGGUUUCUCAGAAUGGGAAGCUUUUGGCAGCUUUUACACAUGAUGACAGGCUUCUUGUUAUGUCUACGGACUUCUCCAGCAUUAUUUUCGACUAUACUUUUGAGAAGUCAGCCCUACCCCCCGAGCAGCUAGCAUGGUGUGGAUUGGACAGUGUACUACUCUACUGGGAUGAUAAGCUUCUAAUGGUGGGUCCUGGAGAUCCUGUCAGCUAUUUUUAUGAUGAACCAGUUCUCCUUAUCCCUGAAUGUGACGGGGUUAGAAUACUCUCCAACAUGAGCAUGGAAUUUCUUCAUCGUGUUCCAGAUUCAACUGUCUCCAUAUUUCAGAUUGGUAGCACACUACCAGCUGCUUUGCUUUAUGAUGCCUUAGAUCAUUUUGACAGGCGGAGUGCCAAGGCUGAUGAGAAUCUGAGGCUGAUACGGUCUUCGUUACCUGAGGCUGUUGAAGCAUGUAUUGAUGCAGCAGGUCAUGAAUUUGAUGUUUCACUGCAAUGGACACUUUUAAGAGCAGCAAACUACGGACAAGCCUUUUGCAGGUUGGUCUGUUGGCUUAAUUGUAGAGAUGAUAUUUUUGAUAAUAUAAUUUCUAUUUUACUACUUCCUCAGAAAAAGAGAAGUUCCAUUUUACUUUUUGCCUCUGGUGUGGGUACAUAUGCAAAUUCUAAUGCUGUAUAUAUGUAAUGCUGGUUUCAUAUG